CGACAGAUAUUCGCCGUCGAACUAUGGCUGACAGUUUUUGCUAUUUCAAGAUAGCGGUUGCGUGUGUGACGACGGUGUGUGCCGAGUGUCGCUGAACCUGAAACAGCCUGUCCGCCGCUGCUUUUAUUUUCGUGCAAAGUGAAUCCUGCUCUACUCGAGAUGUCCGAGGUUCCAGCACCGAUGAUUCACAGUCAAACAGCCGGUAGCUUGCUCCUGCCACAAAUACACAACUCUGCUGACAGUUCACCGAACGUCUCUCCGGCUGGUUCUUCUAUUGAAUCCCCGAUCAGUUCACCGCUAAAGUGUGUCUCGUUUUUCAUCACCGCCUGCUUCUUUGCAUCGAAUUUGGCACCGUCCAACGCCAUGUAUUCAUACUACGUAACCAAAAAUUGCUUGGAGAGAACCGAAAGCGGUUGGAAAAUGUCGGUGAACAUAAACCUGCGUGGGAAGAUGUUCUUGGCCGCAUAGACCAGCCAAGAUUGCUUUCUGUCGGGAUAGAUGUUAUGAUAUAUGUAUACGUGUAUAUAUAUGUUUAUCAUAAAAUAACACAUUAAAACGUGCAGAAUGUUAUUCGAUAGAUUAUCUCUUUUGUUGCUACACUGAUGCGGAAACUAUACGUUUGUCUUUACUCCUUGCGAAUAUGUAUCUAUGAAGAAUAACUUGUUCGAAUAAACGUCUACAUAUACUCUGAAAUAUCUUGACAUAAAAUUUUUAUUUUGUCUCAAAAUGUGAAUUUCAUGCUGUUCCAAAUUAGGAUGAAAAUAAUAACAAUAUUCAUAAUAAUAAUCAAGCGGUAUUCGCACAUUUUCCAGCUUCCGUUUUAUUUCUGUUCUCAACUUGCUAUAUUCAGGU
Molecule: messenger RNA, 852 nt
Organism: Diprion similis
Lineage: Eukaryota; Metazoa; Arthropoda; Insecta; Hymenoptera; Diprionidae
Exons: 4
Coding region: 160-468 (102 amino acids)
Source: RefSeq, a predicted model, not a curated record